CUCCAUAAACCAAAAAGUGUAAGGAAUGGCCAAGGGCAAUAUUACAGAGCAAUGACUGCAAGAUUCUGGACCCAAGGAGCGGGAUAUCAAGAAUCUAUACCUUCUAAUGGAUGCACUGCAUCAGGCAUUAAUGUAUUCAUAGUUAACAUUACAGUCAUAGAAGUUUUCUAUAAUCCACCAAUUCCAGUUCCUGCCGGAUACACACCUAUAUAUCCCCCGGAAUCACUAUUCCUCCUGGUGCAAACUUUGUUAUUGAUCUUUACUACGUCCAACAAGAAAAGAAGUCUUGAAGAUUCAGAAACAGUAGCAGCCUCAAAAUUCAUCUCAUUUUAA
Molecule: messenger RNA, 333 nt
Organism: Scutellospora calospora
Lineage: Eukaryota; Fungi; Glomeromycota; Glomeromycetes; Diversisporales; Gigasporaceae
Source: the annotation of a GenBank genome assembly